AUGCCACCCAAAAGCACCAACACGCAGCAAAAGGGCAAGCAGUCCAAAGGUGGCUCUUCUUCCACCUCCAGCAAAGCCGGUCCCACCUGGGUAGCACCGAAAGCAAUCACGCAUCCCGAACACCACCACACGCUCAACCACCUCCACCAGGUGGCCUCGUACUAUGGCAUACUCUCAGCCUCGGCUCCCGCGGCGUCGUCGAGCGACCCAGCAUGUCGGCUGCAGGGAGAGAUGGUGCGUUCCGCCAAGUCGCUCUCCCGCAAAGUGGUGAUCCGGAUGGACACGGGCGUCAAGAGGGGGUCGUGUCCCAAAUGCGAUACCGUUUGGGUGGAAGGGCUGACAGUGAGCGUAAGGAGCAGGGUCAGUGGGCCUCAUGAUCAUGUGCUCAAGUGGAGGUGCGGGUGCUGUGGCACGGUUGCUAGACGGCCUGCGCCCGAUCUGGUGCCAGAGUUGAAAGGGGAAAAGGCGGAAGCGGAAGAGGAAGGGAAGGGCAAGAAGAGGGAUCGCGGGCAGGAGGUGAUUGGGGAGCAGCCGAAAGUGAAGAGAGUGCCACAGAGGCAAAGACGACGGACAGCGUCCAUCAAGAAGCAGCUCUCGCGAGAGGCAGAAGCCAGCGAUGCGAAAGCGGGACUUCCGCAGGACGUCUCCGAAGCAGCAUUGGCGAACCCGUUAACGAAUCCUCCCAAGGCAAAGCUAUCGAGAAAGCAAGUCAAGCAGCAACGGGCUGCACGGCUGGCAAAGCGCGCUUCGUCAACCUCGUCCACGAUCGCUGCCUCGUCAGAUCCAAUCGACUCAGCAAGCCAAGCUGAGGCGAAGGCAGAUACCGUGCCGGCUCAAGCGGCCGUUCCAGACUCGCCCUGCGAGCCAACGAUCUCAGCACCGGAUCCACCGACAGCGCAAUCGGCCCUGAAGUCCCCAGAAAGGAAGCUCAGAGCGCCCCGCCCGCACUUACCGCACUUCAACGACCGCGUCCAGGGCUCGCACUGGGACGACACCUUCACCAAGCUCGAAGCGCAGAUCUCAGCGCAGCCGUCUGAGCAUACAACACCUUACGCCGGACAAGCGCUGCAAUACUGGCAAAAGGCAGCCCGCUCAAGGGGCGAUCACCUGGUCGUCACGGGUGUCGGCAAGAAUGGCGCCCUCGGUCCGAGUCUUUCCUAG
This is a messenger RNA of Kalmanozyma brasiliensis GHG001, 1161 nucleotides long. Its product is annotated as RNAse P, Rpr2/Rpp21 subunit. Lineage: Eukaryota; Fungi; Basidiomycota; Ustilaginomycetes; Ustilaginales. The transcript has a single exon. The record is from RefSeq and is a predicted model, not a curated record. Gene Ontology annotation, cellular component: nucleolar ribonuclease P complex. Gene Ontology annotation, biological process: tRNA processing. Bases 1 to 1161 code for a protein of 386 amino acids.